Labrus mixtus (cuckoo wrasse) is the source of this 2987-nucleotide messenger RNA. Its product is annotated as abl interactor 2-like. The record is from RefSeq and is a predicted model, not a curated record. The transcript is spliced from 13 exons. Gene Ontology annotation, cellular component: lamellipodium. Gene Ontology annotation, molecular function: SH3 domain binding. NCBI's taxonomy places the organism in Eukaryota, Metazoa, Chordata, Actinopteri, Labriformes, Labridae. Bases 36 to 1841 code for a protein of 601 amino acids.
CUCGCCGCAGCCGUUAGUAGUAAAACCAUGUAAAGAUGGCGGAGCUGCAAAUGCUGCUGGAGGAUGAAAUUCCUGCCGGACGGAGAUCUUUACUGGACAGUUUCACCAACCUGGAGAGAGUGGCCGAGUACUGCGAGAGCAACUAUGUCCAGUCAGCAGACAAGCAGCAAGCGCUGGAGGAGACCAAGAGCUACACCACCCAGUCUCUGGCCAGCGUGGCCUACCUCAUCAACACGCUGGCCAACAACGUGCUGCAGAUGCUCGACAUCCAGGCCUCGCAGCUCCGCCGCAUGGAGAGCUCCGUCAACCACAUCUCACAGACUGUCGAUAUCCACAAAGAAAAGGUGGCGAGGCGAGAGAUCGGCAUCUUGACCACCAACAAGAACACGACUCGCUCCCAUAAGAUCGUUGCUCCGCCCAAUCCAGAGAGGCCCGUACGCUACAUCAGGAAACCCAUCGACUACAGCGUGCUGGACGACAUUGGACAUGGAGUCAAGUGGUUGUUGAGGUUCAAGGUGAACGGUCAGCAGAACACAAAACUAGGAGGAUCUCUGUCCAGAUCUAACCCCCCCACACAGAAACCACCAAGCCCCCCGAGGGCGGGCAAGGGCAUCUUAGGGAAGAACUCCCCCUACAGGACACUGGAGCCAGUGCGCCCCCCAGUGGUGCCCAACGAUUACGUCUCCAGUCCCACCAAAAACAACAUGCAGCAGCUUCCCAGUCCGGCUCGCACCGCCACCCUCAACCAUCGACCCCGAACUUACAGUGGCAGCAGUGGGGGCAGUCAUCCCAGCAGCAGCAGUCGCAGCAGCAGCAGGGAGAACAGCGGCAGCGGCUGCGUGGGCAUUCCCAUUGCCGUGCCGACGCCCUCACCGCCCUCCACCUUCCCAGUUUCCCCGACUGCUGGACCCGCUAGCUCCUCCUCCACUGCUCCUAACUCCUCCCCCUCCCCUUCACCAACUCCCUCCUCCUUCUCCUCGUCCUCCUCCACCACCACCUUAACGCAUCCAAACGCUCCUCUGCCUCCGAACUCACCCUCUCAGCACGCCGACUCCUCACCUCCAACAAACUCACAACCACCUGCACCCACCAGCACCUCCCUGUCCUCUAACCCCGCCCCCGGCACGCCUGAGGUCCAAUCAGAUGCUUUGCCUGCAGAGCUGUCUCCUCUCCUUCCUCCUGCUCCUCCUUCUCCACUCUCCUCCUCCUCACCACCUGCUGACGGUCCCAUCGUCCCUCAGUUCUUCAGUAUGAACCGCCCUCAGCCCCGGCAGCAGACUCCUCAGGUCGGGGGGUCUCUGCCGUACCGCCGCCCGUCCUCUGUGACCGGUGAGCCAAUCAUAGCUCAGAACCAGGUCAAUGGGGGUCCCUAUUUCAACCAAAGUCCAGCGUCUCCUCCGCCUCCCUCCAUCCUGCAGUUCACUCCUCAGCUUCCUCUGAUGGGAUUUGUUGCUCGAGUUCAAGAGUCCAUCUCAGACUCCUCUCCUCCUGCCCUCCCUCCUCACCCGGCCGCAGCUGAGAGCCAACCAACACCAGAGGAGACUCCGCCCACUCCUCAGCCACUGGAGGACGGACACGAGGAGGAGGACUCGGCCGUGGUAGAGUACAGCGACCCGUAUGCUGAAGAAGACCCUCCAUGGGCCCCCAGAAACUACCAGGAGAAAGUGGUGGCCAUCUACGACUACUCAGCUGACAAAGAGGACGAGCUGUCGUUCCAGGAAGGAGCGAUCAUCUACGUCAUCAAGAAGAACGAGGACGGCUGGUACGAAGGAGUGAUGAACGCCACCACCGGCCUCUUCCCCGGGAACUACGUCGAGUCCAUCAUGCACUACGCAGACUGAGAGAGAGAGAGUGUGUGUGUGUGUGUGUGUGUGUGUGUACUGAGAGAGUGUCAUCACACCUUCAGUCCAGGUUCUCUGAUCUGAAAGGAAAAUUAUAAAAUGUUUAAAAUGAACACUAACAGAUCAGGAGCAGAUCAGAUCUUAUAAAUAGAAGUCACCGAUACGCUUAAGUACUUUCUGCUUUCUGAUCUACAUCUUCUCUUUUUACCCAUAAGGUCUUGCUUGUGCUGAGGUUUCUGAAACACUGCAGUUCUCUUGUUUCAGCACAGAAACACCUUGAUGUAGUUAUCUGGUGUAAAGAUGUUCUUCAUGGAAAACAUGCUCUUACAUUUUUAUUUCUUCUAUUGACAACGUAUUGACAUCACGGCUCCCAUCUGACGACGCUUUAUUUAUCUCUUUAAACGGAUUUCUGCUCGUCAGUGCGGCUGACGCUCUGCUCAAGGUCAAACAUUUCAACUCUGCGUGACGCUGUGUCGCAGAAGACUUUUUAUGUUGAUGUCAAACAGAGAGCAAAGACGGAACAGCAUUCUCUGAAGUAGAAACAAACUGAUCCCAGAGUCAAAAAGACAGAAAGAAUACGAGCUGUGCUGAAGCCACUUUGUCACUAAACACUAAACUCAGAGUUUAAACCUCUCUGUGUUCGCUUUAACCGUCCGCUCUCUGUUGAGCUUAAAGGAGAUUUAUUCUGCUGCUCCAUAUUUAAAUGCACAUAACGUCCUAUGCUGCCAUGGAGCAAAGCUGUAGGACACACCCACCCAUAUGAUCACUUAAAUAUCCCUGAGACUGCAAACAGAGCUGGCCAAUCAGAGGAGAGUGGGCGUGUGGGGAGGGGGGUUCUUAAAGAGACAGAAGCUGAAAUGAAGCGUUUCAGGCAGAGGCUGAAAAGAAGGAUUUUACUGAUUCCAGUGUCAGAUAAAUAAAGAGGUUUUUGAGCUACACAUCUCUUAACACUUCUCAACAGGCGUCCCAGAGUUAUUCAUGGUGAAAGUGAGUUAAAUAGAUCUGCUUAAAGAUGAAUUUGUCUUUUUUUGGUGGAUUAGUCAUACAGAUAACUAUAAAGAAAAUAAUUAAAAGCCGACUGGCUUGUUGACAUCUGAACCUAACCCUGAACCCUCAACAUCAUGACAUCUAUGAUUUCACCACGAA